Messenger RNA from Lemur catta (Ring-tailed lemur), 3403 nucleotides. It is a transcript of the gene RBM10, whose product is annotated as RNA binding motif protein 10. Gene Ontology annotation, biological process: mRNA splicing, via spliceosome. Gene Ontology annotation, cellular component: nucleus. Bases 93 to 3188 code for a protein of 1031 amino acids. The record is from RefSeq and is a predicted model, not a curated record. The transcript has 24 exons. Gene Ontology annotation, molecular function: RNA binding. NCBI's taxonomy places the organism in Eukaryota, Metazoa, Chordata, Mammalia, Primates, Lemuridae.
ACUGCGGCCGGCUGGAACCUCGGACUUGGUUGUUCCGCGCACCGGCACCGGCUGAGCGGGGAGAGUUGAGGAGGUGGCGGCGGGCCGAGGUGAUGUCUGGGAGCCCUCCCUUGACAGCCCGGGCCGAGAAGGUGAGCGUCGACGCUGGUCGUGGGGGCGGAGAGUCCCUGCAGGAGGCAUCACCCAGGCUGGCAGAUCAUGGUGGCAGCAGCGGGGGUGGCUGGGAAGUGAAACGGAGCCAGCGGCUGAGGAGGGGCCCCAGCAGCCCCCGCAGGCCCUAUCAGGACAUGGAGUAUGAAAGACGAGGUGGUCGUGGCGACAGGACCGGCCGUUAUGGAGCCACCGACCGCUCACAGGAUGAUGGUGGGGAGAACCGCAGCCGAGACCACGACUACCGGGACAUGGACUACCGUUCGUAUCCCCGCGAAUAUGGGAGCCAGGAGGGCAAGCACGACUACGACGACUCAUCUGAGGAGCAGAGUGCAGAGGAUUCCUACGAGGCCUCCCCGGGCUCCGAGACUCAGCGUAGGCGGCGGCGGCGGCACAGGCACAGCCCCACCGGCCCGCCAGGCUUCCCCCGAGACGGCGACUAUCGGGACCAGGACUAUCGGACCGAGCAAGGGGAGGAGGAGGAGGAGGAGGAGGAUGAGGAGGAGGAGGAGAAGGCCAGUAACAUCGUCAUGCUGAGGAUGCUGCCACAGGCAGCCACUGAGGAUGACAUCCGUGGCCAGCUGCAGUCCCACGGCGUCCAAGCACGGGAGGUCCGGCUGAUGCGGAACAAAUCCUCAGGUCAGAGCCGGGGCUUCGCCUUCGUCGAGUUUAGUCACUUGCAGGACGCUACACGAUGGAUGGAAGCCAAUCAGCAUUCCCUCAACAUCCUGGGCCAGAAGGUGUCCAUGCACUACAGCGACCCCAAGCCCAAGAUCAAUGAAGACUGGCUGUGCAAUAAGUGUGGUGUCCAGAACUUCAAACGCCGUGAGAAAUGCUUCAAGUGUGGCGUGCCCAAGUCAGAAGCAGAGCAGAAGCUGCCCCUCGGCACAAGGCUGGAUCAGCAGACACUGCCGCUGGGCGGCCGGGAGCUAAGCCAGGGUCUGCUUCCCCUGCCGCAGCCCUACCAGGCCCAGGGGGUGCUGGCCUCCCAAGCCCUGUCCCAGGGCUCAGAGCCAAGCUCGGAGAAUGCCAACGACACCAUCAUCUUGCGCAACCUGAACCCACACAGCACCAUGGACUCCAUCCUCGGGGCCCUGGCACCCUAUGCAGUGCUGUCCUCCUCCAAUGUGCGUGUCAUCAAAGACAAGCAGACCCAACUGAACCGUGGCUUCGCCUUCAUCCAGCUCUCCACCAUCGUGGAGGCAGCCCAGCUGUUGCAGAUUCUGCAGGCCCUGCACCCACCGCUCACCAUCGAUGGCAAGACCAUCAACGUUGAGUUUGCCAAGGGUUCUAAGAGGGACAUGGCCUCCAACGAAGGCAGCCGCAUCAAUGCUGCCUCUGUGGCCAGUACUGCCAUUGCUGCGGCCCAGUGGGCCAUCUCACAGGCCUCCCAGGGUGGGGAGGGUGCCUGGGCCACCCCUGAGGAGCCACCGGUCGACUACAGCUACUACCAACAGGAUGAGGGCUAUGGCGGCAGCCAGGGCACAGAGUCCUCCCUCUAUGCCCAUGGCUACCUCAAGGGCACCAAGGGCCCUGGCAUCACUGGAACCAAAGGGGACCCGGCUGGAGCAGGUGAGCCCCAGCAUCUCUCCUGUACCUGGGGCGGGGUGACCAGCAAGCAUAGGGUCCCAGGCCCCGCCAUUCACAGGCGUUCUUCUCCCUCCCUGUCCCUCUUUACAGGUCCUGAGGCCUCCUUAGAGCCCGGGGCAGACUCAGUGUCUCUGCAGGCUUUCCCCCGCGCCCAGCCUGGUGCUGCCCCUGGCAUCUAUCAACAAUCAGCUGAGGCAAGCAGCAGCCAGGGUGCCACUGCCAACAGCCAGUCAUAUACCAUCAUGUCACCUGCCGUGCUCAAAUCUGAGCUCCAGAGCCCCACCCAUCCCAGCUCUGCCCUACCACCGGCCACCAGCCCCACUGGGCAGGAAUCCUACAGCCAGUACCCUGUUCCUGACGUCUCCACCUACCAGUACGAUGAGACAUCCGGCUACUACUAUGACCCCCAGACUGGCCUUUACUAUGACCCCAAUUCCCAGUAUUACUACAACGCUCAGAGCCAGCAGUACCUGUACUGGGAUGGGGAGAGGCGCACCUACGUUCCUGCCCUGGAGCAGUCAGCUGAUGGGCAUAAGGAGGCCGGGCCACCCUCAAAGGAGGGCAAGGAGAAGAAGGAGAAGCACAAGACCAAGACAGCCCAACAGAUUGCCAAGGACAUGGAACGCUGGGCUCGCAGUCUCAACAAACAAAAAGAAAACUUCAAAAACAGUUUCCAGCCUAUCAGCUCCCUGCGUGAUGACGAAAGGCGGGAGUCAGCCACCGCAGAUGCUGGCUAUGCCAUCCUUGAGAAGAAGGGAGCACUAGCUGAGAGACAGCACACCAGCAUGGAUCUCCCAAAAUUGGCCAGUGACGACCGCCCAAGCCCACCCAGGGGAUUGGUGGCAGCCUACAGCGGGGAGAGUGACAGUGAGGAGGAGCAGGAGCGUGGGGGCCCCGAGCGGGAGGAAAAGCUCACCGACUGGCAGAAGCUGGCCUGUCUGCUCUGCCGGCGUCAGUUCCCCAGCAAGGAAGCACUUAUCCGGCACCAGCAGCUCUCAGGGCUCCACAAGCAAAACCUUGAGAUUCACCGGCGAGCGCACUUAUCAGAAAACGAGCUAGAAGCACUUGAAAAGAAUGACAUGGAGCAAAUGAAGUACCGGGACCGAGCAGCUGAACGCAGAGAGAAGUAUGGCAUCCCCGAGCCCCCAGAGCCCAAGAGGAGGAAGUACGGCGGCAUAUCUACGGCCUCCGUAGACUUUGAGCAGCCCACCCGGGAUGGGCUGGGCAGUGACAACAUUGGCAGUCGCAUGCUCCAGGCCAUGGGCUGGAAAGAGGGCAGUGGCCUGGGCCGCAAGAAGCAGGGCAUUGUAACGCCCAUUGAGGCCCAAACACGGGUGCGGGGCUCCGGCCUGGGGGCCCGGGGCAGCUCCUAUGGGGUCACCUCAACCGAGUCCUACAAAGAGACACUGCACAAGACAAUGGUGACCCGCUUCAACGAGGCCCAGUGAGCAACUGCAAGAACAACUUCUGUAUACGUUGGGUGUUCAUCCUGAGGCAGGGGAGGAUAAAAUGCUGGGUGGUCUGAGGGAGGCCCUGCUCCUGUUAGCCAGCCCACUACCCAGCCAGAGAGGCCCUGAUCAAAUCAAAUUUUGAGUUGAUGACUUUUGUUGGAAAAUUGGGCUGGGAUCGUGUUUUUUUUGUAAUAAAAGCUGAAAAGUCUGCA